GAAAAUAGCUCUGCUUCAAUAUGUACUUGUAUAAUUUGACGCUCCAAAAGGGUACCGGCGUCACGCAUGCCGUGCACGGAAAUUUUUCAGGCGGUAAACAGCAGGAGGUGCUGCUGUCACGUGGCAAGUCGCUGGAACUGCUGCGACCCGAUCCUAACACGGGCAAAGUUCACACGCUGAUGUCGACGGAAAUAUUUGGUUGCAUACGUGCGCUAAUGGCCUUCCGUCUAACAGGCGGCACAAAAGAUUAUAUUGUCGUGGGAUCAGAUUCUGGACGCAUUGUUAUUUUGGAGUACAUGCCCAGCAAGAAUGCCUUGGAAAAAGUACAUCAGGAGACCUUUGGAAAAUCGGGCUGCCGCCGCAUUGUGCCGGGACAGUACUUUGCCAUUGAUCCCAAGGGCCGUGCCGUGAUGAUUGGUGCUGUUGAGAAACAAAAGCUGGCCUACAUCAUGAACCGAGAUACCCAGGCACGACUAACCAUAUCUUCACCUCUGGAGGCACACAAGUCCAACACCUUAACCUACCAUAUGGUGGGCGUGGACGUUGGCUUUGAUAAUCCCAUGUUUGCUUGUCUGGAAAUCGAUUACGAGGAAGCUGACUUGGAUCCAUCAGGGGAUGCAGCUCAACGGACGCAACAGACGCUCACAUUUUACGAACUUGAUUUGGGCCUCAAUCAUGUUGUUCGCAAGUACUCUGAACCACUCGAAGAACACGCAAACUUCUUGGUUUCUGUGCCAGGUGGCAAUGACGGACCCUCUGGCGUGCUUAUUUGCUCUGAGAACUAUCUGACCUACAAGAACUUGGGUGAUCAGCAUGAUAUACGUUGUCCCAUACCUCGUAGACGCAAUGAUCUUGAUGAUCCUGAGCGGGGAAUGAUCUUUAUAUGCUCCGCAACUCAUCGUACCAAGAGCAUGUAUUUCUUUCUGCUACAAACAGAGCAGGGCGAUAUAUUCAAGAUAACCCUUGAGACCGAUGAUGAUGUGGUUUCCGAAAUCAAGCUAAAGUACUUUGAUACAGUGCCCCCUGCGACAGCGAUGUGUGUGCUGAAGACUGGCUUUCUGUUUGUGGCCAGUGAAUUUGGCAACCAUUACUUGUACCAAAUAGCACAUCUGGGCGAUGAUGAUGAUGAACCCGAAUUCAGUUCUGCUAUGCCACUGGAAGAGGGUGAAACAUUCUUCUUCGCUCCACGUGCAUUAAAGAAUCUCGUUCUGGUCGAUGAGUUGCCAUCCUUUGCACCUAUUAUCACCUCCCAAGUGGCUGAUUUGGCCAAUGAGGAUACGCCACAGUUGUAUGUGCUGUGUGGGCGUGGACCGCGCUCCACACUCCGUGUACUGCGGCAUGGUCUUGAAGUAUCAGAGAUGGCUGUCUCCGAGUUGCCCGGUAAUCCGAAUGCCGUGUGGACUGUCAAGAAACGCAUUGACGACGAGUUUGAUGCCUAUAUCAUUGUCUCCUUCGUGAAUGCUACACUGGUUCUGAGCAUUGGCGAGACCGUCGAAGAAGUGACGGACAGUGGUUUUCUAGGCACUACGCCAACAUUGUGUUGUGCUGCACUGGGAGACGAUGCUCUGGUCCAAGUCUAUCCAGAUGGCAUUCGUCAUAUACGCUCCGAUAAGCGAGUGAAUGAGUGGAAGGCGCCCGGCAAGAAAUCCAUCACAAAAUGUGCUGUCAAUCAACGUCAGGUGGUCAUUACGCUCUCUGGUCGCGAGUUGGUCUACUUCGAAAUGGAUCCGACUGGUGAACUGAACGAGUAUACGGAACGGUCGGAAAUGCCUGCAGAGAUCAUGUGCAUGGCUCUGGGCACGGUGCCAGAGGGCGAGCAGCGAUCUUGGUUCUUAGCAGUUGGUCUGGCUGAUAAUACUGUGCGCAUACUUUCUCUGGAUCCCAAUAAUUGCCUCUCUCCGUGCUCUAUGCAGGCGCUACCCUCGCCGGCCGAGUCGUUGUGUUUGGUCGAAAUGGGUCAUACGGAGAGUACCACCAAUGCCGGUGCAGACGAUGAUGUGCCGGCACAACGCAGCGGCAGCAAUAAGGGCACCAUAUAUCUGAAUAUUGGAUUAAGUAACGGUGUCUUACUGCGUACUGUGCUGGAUCCUGUAUCUGGCGAUUUGGCGGAUACCCGAACACGCUAUUUGGGUUCGCGUCCGGUGAAACUGUUCCGCAUCAAGAUGCAAGGCGCUGAAGCCGUGUUGGCCAUGUCUAGCCGCACCUGGUUGUCCUACUAUCACCAGAAUCGAUUCCAUUUGACACCGCUGUCGUAUGAGACGCUAGAAUAUGCUUCAGGCUUCUCUAGCGAACAGUGUAGUGAGGGCAUUGUGGCUAUAUCGACUAACACACUGCGUAUCCUCGCUUUGGAGAAACUGGGCGCCGUUUUCAAUCAGGUGGCCUUUCCAUUGCAAUUCACGCCGCGAGCCUUUGUCAUACAUCCGGAUACGGGUCGCAUGUUGAUUGCUGAAACGGAUCAUAAUGCGUACACCGAAGAAACGAAGAAUGCGCGUAAGGAGCAAAUGGCUGAGGAAAUGCGUAGCGCUGCUGGCGAAGAGGAGCGCGAACUGGCCAGAGAAAUGGCCAAUGCCUUCAUCAAUGAGGUGCUGCCCGAGGAUGUGUUCUCUGCACCCAAGGCAGGACUCGGCUUAUGGGCUUCACAAAUACGCUGCCUAGAUGCCAUGCACGGCCAAACAAUGUUCACUGUGCCACUGACACAGAACGAGGCUAUCAUGUCUAUGGCCAUGCUUAAGUUCUCCGUUGCUGCUGAUGGUCGCUAUUAUUUGGCAGUGGGCAUUGCCAAGGAUCUGCAGCUGAAUCCGCGGAUCUCGCAAGGUGGAUGCAUUGAUAUCUACAAAAUUGAUCCAACCUGCUCAGCGCUGGAAUUUCUACAUCGUACUGAGAUCGAGGAGAUACCCGGCGCAUUGUGUGGUUUCCAGGGUCGCCUACUAGCAGGCUGUGGUCGCAUGCUGCGCAUCUAUGAUCUGGGCAAGAAGAAGAUGCUGCGCAAGUGCGAGAAUAAACACAUUCCCUACCAGAUUGUCAACAUUCAAGCGAUGGGCCACCGUGUCUAUGUCUCUGAUGUUCAGGAGUCUGUAUUCUUCAUACGCUAUCGGCGCGCCGAGAAUCAGCUCAUCAUAUUCGCUGAUGAUACCCACCCGCGUUGGGUAACGGCUACAACUCUGUUGGAUUAUGAUACCAUUGCUAUUGCUGAUAAGUUUGGUAAUCUGAGCAUUCAACGCCUGCCGCAUUCAGUCACCGAUGAUGUGGACGAAGAUCCCACUGGCACGAAGUCGCUCUGGGAUCGUGGAUUGCUGUCGGGUGCCUCGCAGAAGUCUGAGAACAUUUGCUCGUUCCAUGUGGGAGAGAUUAUCAUGUCGCUCCAGAAGGCCACUCUCAUUCCCGGAGGCUCCGAAGCGCUCAUCUAUGCCACAUUGAGCGGCACCGUUGGCGCUUUCGUGCCGUUCACUAGUCGUGAGGACUACGACUUCUUCCAGCACUUGGAGAUGCACAUGCGCAAUGAAAACCCGCCCUUAUGUGGUCGGGAUCAUCUCAGCUACCGCAGCUCAUACUAUCCUGUGAAGAACGUGCUGGACGGUGAUCUCUGCGAACAGUAUUUAUCUAUUGAUGCAGUAAAGCAGAAGAGUAUCGCGGGUGACAUGUUCCGCACGCCCAAUCAAAUCUGUAAGAAGCUCGAGGACAUACGCACACGCUAUGCGUUCUAAAUAGUUGAUUUUGAAUGCUUAAGAGGA
Messenger RNA from Drosophila arizonae, 3731 nucleotides. It is a transcript of the gene Sf3b3, whose product is annotated as splicing factor 3b subunit 3. Gene Ontology annotation, molecular function: nucleic acid binding; protein binding. NCBI's taxonomy places the organism in Eukaryota, Metazoa, Arthropoda, Insecta, Diptera, Drosophilidae. The record is from RefSeq and is a predicted model, not a curated record. Gene Ontology annotation, cellular component: nucleus.